Molecule: messenger RNA, 1678 nt
Organism: Hippocampus comes (tiger tail seahorse)
Lineage: Eukaryota; Metazoa; Chordata; Actinopteri; Syngnathiformes; Syngnathidae
Product: alpha-L-fucosidase 1
Exons: 8
Coding region: 100-1446 (448 amino acids)
Biological process (GO): fucose metabolic process; glycoside catabolic process
Cellular component (GO): lysosome
Molecular function (GO): alpha-L-fucosidase activity
Source: RefSeq, a predicted model, not a curated record
GAACUGUCAACGUAAAUUACUGCUACGCGAGCAAGAUUAUUCGUAACCGAUUGGGCUGUUGAUGGUUUAACUUACAGCACAAAUAGCCUAAAUGUCACGAUGAUUUUCUUAACUUUCGUCCUUGCACUCGUCACGUUGGCGUCCGGAGCUCGCUAUACGGCAGACUGGACUAGUCUGGACACCCGACCGCUGCCCUCCUGGUACGACGAGGCAAAGGUGGGCAUCUUCAUUCACUGGGGCGUGUUUUCCGUGCCCGCAUUUGACAGCGAGUGGUUCUGGUGGCACUGGCAAGGUCAGAAACCACCGGAUCCCAAUUGCGUGGCUUACAUGAACAAGAAUUAUCCGCCAGGAUUCCGCUACCCGGAGUUUGCAAACGAGUUUCACGCUCAGUUCUUUGAGCCGGAGGAAUGGGCGAAUAUAUUCAACGCUUCUGGAGCAAAAUAUGUCGUCUUGACAGCCAAACAUCACGAAGGUUUUACCAACUGGGAAUCUCCCAACUCCUGGAACUGGAAUUCUGUUGAUACCGGUCCACACAAAGACCUCGUCGGAGAAUUGGGGGAAGCUGUGCGGAAGCGGUCGAUGCACUUUGGACUCUACAACUCCCUUUACGAGUGGUUCCACCCUCUUUACCUGAUGGACAAGCAGAAUGGAUUUAAAACACAGGAAUUUGUACUUCACAAGCUAUUACCAGAGCUGUAUAACAUGGUUGUAAGGUAUAGACCUGAAGUGAUCUGGUCUGAUGGAGACUGGGAGGCACCUGACACAUACUGGAACUCCACGCAAUUUCUUGCCUGGCUCUACAACGAUAGCCCUGUUAAAGAUACAGUGGUAACCAAUGACAGGUGGGGAGCUGGCUGUGCAUGUAAACAUGGAGGUUACUACAACUGUGAAGACAAGUAUACUCCAGGUCAGCUGCCCGCACAUAAGUGGGAGAAAUGCACAUCUGUAGACACGCUCUCCUGGGGCUAUCGUAGGAACAUGAAGAUGAGUGAUUUGAUGGACCUGCCCACCAUCAUAGAGGAUCUGGUUCACACUGUGGCGCUGGGUGGUAACUACCUCCUAAAUGUGGGCCCCACUCCUGAUGGAAUGAUCCCAGCGUUGUUUGAAGAGCGGCUGCGGGGAGUCGGCGCUUGGCUUUAUGUAAACGGGGAAGCUGUCUACGCCUCCAAACCUUGGAGGGUCCAGAUGGAAAAUGCCUCUGUGCCAGUAUGGUAUACAUCCAAAGGGGACAGUAUUUUUGCCAUCUUGACAACUAAACCCCCCAAGAGCACUGUGCAACUUUUGGAACCCAAAACAUCAGCCAACACCAAGGUGAUGUUGUUGGGGAACCCAAAGCCUUUAUCUUGGUCACCUAUCAAGCCCAAUGCCGGCCUUGCCAUUGCUUUACCUGAACUCCCCUGCACUGCAGGACAAGCCUGGACCCUCAAACUGGACGGCGUCAAGUGAACAUUCAGCAUUGCAUGGUCCAAAGUCUAAAACGCAGCGAUCCGAAAAUCCGUUUGACGUUUGGGCUCGACCCCGCACUAUUAAUGACAUUAUGAACACUCCUUUUCACUUCUUUCUUUGUUGCAUGGUGACAAAAUGGUCAAAACCAUUUUGAUAAUUCAAUGACUGAAACGCAAUGCUGUCUUUUUUUUUUUUUGGACUGUUUUUCAAAAAUAAAAAAAAUGAAAAUAUU